Molecule: messenger RNA, 770 nt
Organism: Sesamum indicum (sesame)
Lineage: Eukaryota; Viridiplantae; Streptophyta; Magnoliopsida; Lamiales; Pedaliaceae
Source: RefSeq, a predicted model, not a curated record
UGAUCAAGCUAUAUGAACAUAAGACAUUGCUUAAUUUUGUGUUUACUUUGAUGUUUCUCCAGCAAUUAGUUGUGAAGGCAGUCUCUCUUGCCAUUGCUCGGGAUGGUGCCAGUGGUGGUGUUGUUCGGACAGUGACUAUCAACAAAGAUGGCGUUACUAGAAAGUUCUAUCCCGGGGACACCCUCCCUCUAUGGCAUGAAGAAAUGGAACCCCAGAAUUCACUGUUGGAUACUUUAUCAGCUGCAAGUCCUGAACCAAUGGAUCUGGCUCGUCCUAUCUGUAUGGUUUCUUUGAUCAAGCAUGGAAGGAAGGGAUGACGCGAGAAGAAGCUGAGCAAUUAGUUGUGAAGGCAGUCUCUCUUGCCAUUGCUCGGGAUGGUGCCAGUGGUGGUAGCAGAUUCACAAUUUGUUUCAGAUUAUGUACAUUACUUUCUCCACCAACACACCAAUUAGUUGUGAAGGCAGUCUCUCUUGCCAUUGCUCGGGAUGGUGCCAGUGGUGGUGUUGUUCGGACAGUGACUAUCAACAAAGACGGCGUUACUAGAAAGUUCUAUCCCGUGGGCACCCUCCCUCUAUGGCAUGAAGAAAUGGAACACGAGAAUUCACUGUUGGAUACUUCAUCAGCUGCAAGUCCUGAACCAAUGGAUCUGGCUCGUCCUAUCUGUAUGGUUUCUUUGAUCAAGCAUGGAAGGAAGGGAUGACGCGAGAAGAAGCUGAGCAAUUAGUUGUGAAGGCAGUCUCUCUUGCCAUUGCUCGGGAUGGUGCCAGUGG